This is a messenger RNA of Equus caballus (horse), 2556 nucleotides long. It is a transcript of the gene OMD, whose product is annotated as osteomodulin. The record is from RefSeq and is a predicted model, not a curated record. Gene Ontology annotation, molecular function: protein binding. Lineage: Eukaryota; Metazoa; Chordata; Mammalia; Perissodactyla; Equidae.
CCAAAAUUAAGGGGAAAAGAAAGAAGCCAGCCACAUAAAUCUGACCAAGAACACAAGCAUCUUAAUUUGAAUCUACAAAGCUUUGGAUAAUGAAAAGAAAUACAUAAUUUUAAUUCAACCCAAGUGUUUUCCAAGCAGAUUAUAUUUGCUUAAAUUGCUACAGUAAUUCAAAGGACAGCCCUGUCUGGACACACAGUUACUGUGGAUUUUUAAGAGACUCGGUUAAAGAAUUUAGGAAUUUCUGAUUCACUUACUGGAUUUGCAAAUUCAUCAACCCCUGAAAACUAAAGCAAACUCAACAGGACAAAAACACAACAUGGGCUUUUUAAGUCCAGUAUGUGUCAUUUUCUUCUUUCUUGGAGUCAAAGUAUAUUGCCAAUAUGAAAGUUAUCAAUGGGAUGAAGAUUAUGACCAAGAGCCAGAUGAAGUCUACCAACCAGAAUUCCAAUUUCGUCAAAAUGUAGACUACAGAGUGCCUUUUCAUCGGCAUACUUUAGGCUGUGCCAGUGAAUGCUUCUGUCCACCUAACUUUCCAUCAUCAAUGUACUGUGAUAAUCGCAAACUCAAGUCUAUCCCAAAUAUUCCAGCACACAUUCAGCAAGUCUAUCUUCAGUUCAAUGAAAUUGAGGCUGUGACCGCAGAUUCACUCAUCAAUGCAACCCAACUUAAGGAAAUCAAUCUCAGCCACAACAAAAUUAAAUCCCAAAAGAUUGAUCAUGGUGUAUUUGCUAAGUUGUCAAAUCUACUACAACUUCACCUACAGCAUAACAAUUUAGAUGAAUUUCCAUUUCCUCUUCCUAGGUCUUUGGAAAGACUUCUUCUUGGUUAUAAUGAGAUCUCCAGACUGCAGACAAAUGCCAUGGAUGGGCUAGUAAACUUGACUAUGCUUGAUCUCUGUCAUAAUCAUGUUGAUGAUUCUAUGUUACAAGAAAGAAUCCUUGCCAAAAUGGAAAAAUUAAUGCAACUCAACCUAUGUAAUAACAGAUUAGAAUCAAUGCCUCUUGGUUUGCCUUCUUCACUUAUGUAUCUGUCCUUAGAAAAUAAUUCAAUUUCUUCUAUACCAGAAAAUUACUUCAAAGGACUUCCAAAACUCCAUGCUCUAAGAAUGUCACACAACAAACUACAAGACAUCUCAUAUAAUAUUUUUAAUCUUUCCAGCCUCAUAGAGCUCAAUGUUGGACACAACAAACUGAAGCAAGCAUUCUAUAUUCCAAGAAAUUUAGAACACCUAUACCUAGAAAAUAAUGAAAUUGAAAAUAUCAAUCUUACAGUGAUGUGUCCAUCUGUUGAUCCACUACAUUACCAUCAUUUAACAUACAUCCGUGUGGACCAAAAUAAGCUAAAAGAGCCAAUAAACUCAUACAUUUUCCUCUGCUUCCCUCAUAUACAUAGUAUUUAUUAUGGUGAACAAAGAAGCACUAAUGGUCCAACAAUACAACUGAAGACUCAAGUUUUCAGGAGAUUUCAAGAUGAUGCUGAUAGUGAAGAUGAUGAUGAUUCUCAUGAAGGCCCAGAACAAGAAGGAACAGAAGAAAACACUGACCCUCACUAUUAUGGAAGUCAAGAAUGGCAAGAAAUGAUAUAGGUAUACAUUUAUGAAUUCACAAAAUAUUAUUCAAUAUAAAUUUAACUAAUCAUGCAUAGCUCACAGUAAUAUAUCUAGAAUUUUGUAUUAGUAUAAGAUCAGAUUGAAUAUAAGUUGUUGGUAAUAUCUGCAUCAUCACAUAGGAUUAAAACUUAGUCAAAUGAUACCAGUCUUUAAAAAUAGAAUAAGUGGGAAUAAAAAACUAAACUAUAAACAAAAAUAUUAUCAUGUUGAGAAGAAAAAGUGAGUAUGCCAUUUCUAUUAACAGUUAUUUUUCUGAGAAUGAUGAAAGUAGCAGCAUUAGAAGCUAAGAACUGUAAGCCAUGUGCUUUAAUCACCAUGAGGACAGAGUUUAAAUGCCACGAGGUUACGCUAAUGUAACAGGCAGCCAUUCAUUUAAGGAGUAAAUUAUUUUCUUUGACUUGAUCUCCAGAAAAGCUUUCACACUUGUAUUUGAGAUGUCAUCACCACGACAUCCACCCCCUGGCCCUACCACUUAGAUCGAUGGAUGAUAUUUUUGAUUUUUAAAAGAGGCCAGCCUAUUUAAGGGAUCCAAAGCACGUAGAUUCAUAAAAUCAACUAGUCUUGUUUUUCUCUCAGAGCAACAAGGCAUAAAAUUUUAAACCCUGUAUCUGAAUAACUAAAAAAUACCAAGUUAUCUCAUCACAAUCCGUAUUCCAGCAAAUUUCAGCAGCUGUCCAAAAUAGUCUUUUAUGUGUUCCAUUUUAACUGGGAUAAACGUUUUUAUAGUAAAUUCACUAGAGAAAGGUUGCUUUGUUUUAGUUACAUAAACUUUUGCUAAUAAGUGCUUUGUUCACAAGGUUAAGUUAACGUUAGCCUAAGAAAGUCUAUCAACAUUACUAAACACUUCUAUUUCUUAGCACAAUAUAUUAAAAACAUAUAUGUAUCAGCCAAUGUUUGUUUACAUAGUGCUAAAGUUGAAUAAAGUUCCUUUAAAACGUGACAACAGA